This is a messenger RNA of Penicillium concentricum, 1281 nucleotides long. Its product is annotated as putative proline oxidase Put1. Bases 1 to 1281 code for a protein of 426 amino acids. Gene Ontology annotation, cellular component: mitochondrion. The transcript has 2 exons. Gene Ontology annotation, molecular function: proline dehydrogenase activity; FAD binding. Lineage: Eukaryota; Fungi; Ascomycota; Eurotiomycetes; Eurotiales; Aspergillaceae. The record is from RefSeq and is a predicted model, not a curated record.
AUGCCAGAAAUCAAGCCGCCUGUCGAGGUCGCAUGUAUGGCCCGAAUUCCGACGAGACUACUACUACGAUCUUUGCUUUUGACUUCCUUGAUGACAUCCAAGUUAUUCUUACGGCCUGCCCUAGCCGUGAUGGGUGUCCUUGCGACGUCGAAAUCCCCACUAUUGAACCCGGAUCGGAACCUCCCCUUGAACAAGUUCCUUCGCUGGACGGUUUACAAUCACUUUUGUGCCGGAGUGAACAGAAAGGAAGUUUCGAAGACUGUGGCAGACGUUAAGAAGAUGGGAUACCAGGGCGUCAUCUUGGGAUAUUCGAGAGAGAUAGUGCUGGAUCAUGACGAAAAGCUCUCGACCGAUGAGUCUGGCACAUUAAAAUACAGCGAGAAAUGCUACGAGAUGGUCGAAGAGUGGAAGGAGGGAACAUUGGAGACACUGCGUAUGGUUGGGCCGGGUGACUUCCUUGCCGUGAAAUUGACAGGUGCCGGCCCUAUUUCAGUGGAUGCGAUGGCAGCACGCCGGCCUAUGCCGGAGGCUAUGGUCAAAGCCGUCGAUGAGAUUUGCAUUGAGACAGAAAAGCAGGGCUCACGUCUCUGGUUGGAUGCAGAGCAACAAGUCUUGCAAAAGGGUCUUGAUGACUGGGCCAUUGAAACGAUGCGCAAACAUAACAAAUCUGAAGCACCAAUUGUCUACAACACUAUUCAGGGCUAUCUCAAGGGAUCAAAGGCGAAUCUCGACCAUCAUCUUACCAUGGCCGCACAAGAGGGCUGGACCCUGGGUAUAAAGCUGGUUCGAGGUGCAUAUAUUGAACAUGAGACACGAUCUCUCAUCCAUGAUACCCAGGCCGAUACAGACCGGUCCUACGAUCUCAUCGCAGACACCAUGCUUUGCCGAAGAAUGCCUGCUGGGAAGGAGGACCUCCCAUUCCCCAAGGCCGCUCUGUUCCUCGCCACCCACAACGCCGCCAGUGCAACCAAAGCGAUUGCCACACACCAGAAUAGGCUUCUCACCAAUCAACCCACAGUUAUGCUAGAAUGUGGACAAAUCCAAGGCAUGGCCGACGAGCUCAGUUGUGAAUUAGUGCAAAACUACGAACGUGCUCUCGAACAAUCAUCUGCUGCCAACCUUACUGUGCCAAAAGCUUUCAAGUGCAUGGCUUGGGGAUCGGUUGCCGAGUGCAUGGGAUAUCUACACCGCCGAGCAAUCGAGAAUCGCGGGGCGGUGGAGCGAACACAACACAUGGUGACCGCAUUGCGUCGAGAGUUGUGGCGAAGGAUCGUCGGAUGA